CCCGACAAUCGUGGUAAGGAGUUUGUCAUUGGUUUUAUGGAUAACUACAUCAUGGGAGGUAAUCUCCAGUGUGAGCUCUUCGUCACCACCGCCCGAACAACAAAAGUUAGUGUGAAAGUAGAUUCCCCAAAGUGUUCCAACCCUAAAAUCUCAGCUUCCUUCUCUAUAACAGCUGGUCAAGUUAAACAACUCCUCUUUAAUUAUAAAAUAAGAAUGAUCGGAUCAGCGAAAGGCAGCAAAGGUAUCUGGGUCACGGCCUCGGACGAAAUAGUAAUUUAUGGCGUUAACAAAGAACAUUAUUCCAAUGAUGGUUUCGUGGGUCUUCCCACCGAUGUUUUGUCCGAUGAAUACUAUGUCGUCACGUGGUACCCUCCAUACAGACAAUGUGAAUUGCUGGUUGUUGGAGUUGAAGAUUCCACAAAAGUCACUAUUACUUUGGGUCAGUACAUGGGAAGUAGGUAUGUUAGCUAUAACAGAAAGAAUUAUAAAAAAGGCAACUCUAUAUCAGAGAAUCUGAACAAAUUCGACACGUGGCAGCUUGUCACUAAUGGCGACCUGAGCGGAAGUAAAAUUACCUCUAAUAAAAAGAUAUCCGUGUUCUCUGGGAACAAGAAAACGAACAUAGGCAGAGGCUCUUCUCAGGAUCAUUUGGUAGAGCACAUGACUCCCGUCAACACAUGGGGUAAAAAGUUUGCAACUGUACCGAUUCCGAAGAGAACCGUCGGGGAUUACUUUAAAUUCAUUGCCAGCGAGGACAAUACGAGAGUCACUAUAUCAGGUGGUUACUCAUCAUCAUUUACAAUAUCUAAGGCGGGAGGCGUGGUGCAGAAGCUUAUCUCCUCCAAAGCUUAUUGUAGGGUAGUUGCAGACAAGCCUAUCAUGCUUGUCCAAUUUGUCCAAUCCCAACAGAGCUCCUCUGAACCAUCUGACCCAGCCAUGAUGAUCAUUCCUCCUUGUGAACAAUAUGGUGCUGACUAUACGUUCUCUACUCCAAAAUAUUCCGCCGGAUCCUAUGAAAAUUACUUCAUGUUCAUUGUUGAGGAAAAGGAAGCGUCCGGUCUGAGAAUUAACGGCAAGGCGUUCCCCACCAAUACCAAAUUUCAGCGGAUCUCGGGAACUACUCUUGUAGGAGGAUACAUCUCUAUACCUGAGGGGACUCACACAGUUCGUCAUACGUCUCCUAUUGCUAUUUUUGGAGGGUUUUUAUACGGAAAGGCUCCUUAUGAAACGUAUGGGUUUACAACUGGUAUGAGAAUGGCAAAAGUUAAUGCUAUUUGUAUUCCUACACCGACUGUAACGGGUGACGGUAUUGACAACGAUUGUGACGGCAAGAUUGACGAGGAACUAUGUACACCGGAAAACAAAAAUAAAGAUGACGACGGCGAUGGAAAAGUUAACGAAGACUGCGCUAAACCUCCACCAAUUGAUGGUAAAUGGACAAGUUGGACUUCCUAUGGCGCAUGCUCAGUGACAUGUCAGCCAACGUCUCGCAGAGUAACUGGAACUAAAACCCGAACCCGAAGCUGUUCAAAUCCGGCCCCUGCAUAUGAUGGGAAACAGUGUGAUGGUUCAGGGACUCAGACUUCAUCUUGCUCGCCUACCAAUCCCUGCAGAGUUGACGGAAAGUGGGGAUCCUGGGGGUCAUAUGGCGCAUGUUCUGUGACUUGCGGAAGUGGCUCAAAAUCCCGUUCAAGAUCCUGUAACAACCCUGCCCCAGCAGGAGGCGGAAGUAACUGUGCUGGAAGCUCUACGUCAACUGCAACGUGCACAUUGUCUGCUUGUCCAAUUGACGGUAAAUGGGGCUCCUGGGGAUCAUACGGGUCCUGUUCUAAAACUUGUGGUGGAGGGACACAAUCAAGAAGUCGGUCCUGCUCUAACCCCGCCCCUCGAUAUGGCGGGAGAUCUUGUUCUGGAUCCACUUCGUCAUCUCAAAGUUGUAACACACACAACUGUCCAAUUGAUGGUAAAUGGGCAUCGUGGGGAUCCUACGGAUCGUGUACAAUCACUUGUGGCGGUGGCACACAGAGAAGAAGCAGGACCUGUUCAAACCCGGCCCCGAAAUAUCUAGGAAAGGACUGUCCAGGGUCUUCUAGUUCUUCACGAAGUUGUAACACACACAACUGUCCAAUCGACGGUUUCUGGGCCGGCUGGGGAUCUUGGGCCACUUGUACAGAAACGUGUGGAGGCGGAAUCCAAACCCGAUCCCGAUCUUGCAGUAACCCCACUCCACAAUAUGGCGGCGCGUUUUGUUCAGGGUUUUCUUCCGACACUCAACGAUGUAACACACAAAACUGCCCAAUCAAUGGAGCCUGGAAUUCGUGGUCUAGAUGGGGCUCUUGUACAGUAACGUGCGGGGGAGGAACACAGAAGCGAUCACGAAGCUGUUCAAGUCCCACCCCUCAAUACGGAGGACUGGACUGUGCUGGAUCAAAACAAUCUAGCCAGACCUGCAACACUCAUCACUGUCCAAUUGAUGGCGGUUUCUCUAACUGGGGAUCCUGGGGCACCUGCACCGUAACUUGUGGCGGAGGAACACAGGUGCGCACGCGCAGUUGUUCUAAUCCAACUCCACAAUAUGGCGGUGCACCAUGUUCAGGGGUGACAAGUCAAAACCAAGACUGUAACACACAAGUCUGCAUUAUUGAUGGAGCGUGGAGUACAUGGGGAGCCUGGGGGUCGUGCUCUGUGUCUUGUGGUGGCGGAAAGAGAUCACGUGCUCGCACUUGCUCUAACCCCAAACCGGCUAAUGGUGGAAAAUCGUGUUCCGGGUCUUUGAAAGAAUUGGGAGACUGCAACAGUCAGUUUUGCCCGACCCCAGCUGCGGGGACAUACGUACAGGUAAGCCGUGCCCCAUCCGGUGGUGCACUCAGUGUGAUUGUUCUAUUUCAGUUAUGUCCCACCGGUUGGUUCACGUGUCAAUCAGGAGGCAUCACGUGUAUAGACAAAUCAUUUGUUUGUGAUUGUUCAAACGAUUGUGACGACGGAAGUGACGAAACAGUCGGUUAUGCCGGAUGUUCUGGCGCUGUGAUAGCGAUGUGUGAAGAAAACGGUUCAGCGGCGUUAGUGACGUCACCAGUCCUGGUUCUGUUCUUAUUGAUGUUGGGAUUGUAUCAAAUGUUGUAA
Molecule: messenger RNA, 3123 nt
Organism: Saccostrea echinata
Lineage: Eukaryota; Metazoa; Mollusca; Bivalvia; Ostreida; Ostreidae
Product: SCO-spondin-like
Exons: 14
Coding region: 37-3123 (1028 amino acids)
Molecular function (GO): protein binding
Source: RefSeq, a predicted model, not a curated record